Jatropha curcas is the source of this 1506-nucleotide messenger RNA. RefSeq names its product AAA-ATPase At2g18193. Lineage: Eukaryota; Viridiplantae; Streptophyta; Magnoliopsida; Malpighiales; Euphorbiaceae. The record is from RefSeq and is a predicted model, not a curated record. Gene Ontology annotation, molecular function: ATP binding; ATP hydrolysis activity.
CCACCAAGCACUAAUCUGGAACCUUCUCUUCAAUUUGCACUGGUUGCUUUCCCAUUUUCACUUAUUUGUAAGCAGAGUACCACUCCCACAUUCCCUUCCCUUCAAUAUUGCUUCUUCAUAUUGAUCUUGGCUUAAGACACUAACAAACAGUUUUUGCUUCUUCAUCUUGUCCGAAAAAUUUCUUCAUUUUGUCCAAAAACACUCGAAAUAGUUCUUACUGCUCGAUCUUGUCCAAAAACACCCAACCAUGGCUUAUUCUUUUGUAGAGAAUACGAGAUUUUACCCUUCAACAUCCUCCUUAUUGUCCUUGUACGCUUCAUUUUCCACUGCUUCAUUUUCCACUUCCUCAAUGCUCUUGCGUAAUAUUUACCAUGAAUUAGUACCCAAGAAGCUCGAGACUUUUCUUGUCUCAAAAUUCUUGAUCUUCUUCUCUCGUAGAAAAUCAUCUCCUUCUUAUGAUACCUUCUUCUUAUGAUACCUUCAUAAUUGAUGAUUCGUGGGACGGUCUUGAUCGCAACAAACUCAUAGACGCAGCAAGAUUCUACUUGUCCUCCAAGAUCGGCCCUAAAAACAAAAUUAUCAGAAUUGGUAAGUUUAGAGGGCAAAAGAAUGUAACAGCUGCCAUAGUAGAAGGUGAGAAAGUUGUUGAUGUCUAUGAAGGGAUAGAAAUUACAUGGCAAUUUGCAAAGCAAGAAAACGACGAUCGAUCCAAGAAUGAUAAAUUCUAUAACAAAGGUUAUUUUGAACUAACAUUUGAAGAUCAAUAUAGAGAAAAAAUCUUAUAGAGAAAAAAUCUUUAAUGGUUACUUAAACCACAUUGUGGAUACUUCCAAGGCCAUGACCAAAGGCGAAAAGGUUUUAAAGCUUUAUACAAGGUCUCGCGGCUGUUGGGAUUCCAUUGAUUUUCGACAUCCAUCGACAUUUGAUGCGCUAGCGAUGGAUCACAAUCUAAAGAAGUCUAUCAUAGAUGACAUAGAUAGGUUCUUGGCAAGGAAAGACUACUAUAAGAGAAUUGGAAAGGCUUGGAAAAGAGGAUACUUACUUUAUGGUCCUCCUGGCACUGGAAAAUCAAGCUUAAUUGCAGCUAUGGCUAAUUACCUCAAGUUUGAUGUGUUUGAUUUGGAGCUGGCCAAUAUUCUGGCCAAUAUUACUUCUGAUGCUGAUUUGAGAAAAGCUAUGCUCCAUAUUGAUAGAAAGUCCAUAACUGUGAUUGAGGACAUAGAUUGCAAUUCUACUGCGUAUAAUCGAUCAAGAUCAAAAUCUGAUGAUUCUGAUGAUGAAUCCAUUUAUGUCAAGCAAUUUUCGCUCUCUGGUCUGCUAAAUUGCAUUGAUGGAUUGUGGUCAAGCUGUGGAGAAGGAGAAGAAGGAUGAAUAGUGUUUACGACAAAUCACAAGGAAGUUUUGGACAGCAUGCUUCGUCCUGGCAGAAUGGAUUUGCACAUAUCAAUGUCAUAUUGUUACCAGUGAAGGAUUUAGAGUCUUUGUGUACAAAUACCUUGGAAUUAA